Entamoeba invadens IP1 is the source of this 1315-nucleotide messenger RNA. RefSeq lists its product as hypothetical. The record is from RefSeq and is a predicted model, not a curated record. Lineage: Eukaryota; Evosea; Mastigamoebida; Endamoebidae. The transcript has 2 exons. The annotation marks the transcript as partial.
AUGGCUGAUGGCGCAAAAUACGGCUCCAGUGAGCACUUCAGUCUGUUUUCAAGGUCAGUAAGUGAAAACAACGAGGUGAAUGAGUCUAAACUGAAAAUUGAAAAAUUUAUAGGGAAGCCAUCAUCCGAAAAUUGGUUAAAGUGGAUAGUUUCUGUUGGCGAGGAAUUUGAAUUUGACUUCAAAAAAUGCUCUUCUGUCACGUUUGACGGGGCAAGCACAAUGAUCAGUGAAGAAGGAGGACUUUCUGGUAAAAUAACAAAUUGGCUCAGUACAAAAGGUUUUCUGGUAGAUCUAUUCCAAUCCAAUUACUGUUUUAGCCAUAGGCUAAGUAAAGCUGUCGAAAAAAUAAACGAAAUUGUAGAGGUUGCAAUAAUCAAGAAAUAUCUGUACAAAUUAACAACCGACAACUUGAAAUCGAUCGAGACAAUCACUUUCACAUCGACGCUUGAAGAUGAGAAUUUUGUUGCCAUUUUGUAUUUUGUUGAUUAUAUAAUCACCAAAAUCAAAGUUGUCAGUGACUGGCUUCAAAAGCGCAACCUUUCCUUUUCUAUCGCAUACAGACGAAUAAUCGAUCUCAUCAUUUUUCUCAUCGAUUUCAAAACACAAAUUAAUGAUUCUGAAGAUAAUGCACUUUUUUCACUUCCAUUCUUGAAUCGUGUUAGUCUUUCCGAAAGGUCUGGUGUGCGUCAAGUGUGUUACUCUAUCGUAAACAGAUUGGUUCAGGCUCUUUCGGUACGCUUCUCAAAUCCAACAGGAAAAAUCAAAGAAGAAUAUUUGAAGUUAAACGGGUUUGCAAAGGAAAACGAAUUGUCAAUUAACAGUUUAGAUGACUUCACGAAAUUGGGUGAAAAGGUACGCAAACCCGAAUUUAUGAUCGCGUUAAAUUCUUGUUUUCUUCCAGAAUAUGAGAAAGUAAAACAAAACAUUUCUUCUGAGUUGAACAUGGAAAUAACAAGAUUUAAUGAGUGGAAAAGGAAUAAUCAACAAAUAAUGAUAAAUUUGCAAAUUGUCAACAACCAACAAAUAGAAUGUGAAAAACAAAUCAUUUUAAAUUAUUGCAAAUUUCAAAGGAGAAAGGUGGACGGUAAAAAGGAAUUGUUCAAAAAUGAAAACUCGAAAAUUCUGGCGGCAGAAAUACAAAAUUCGAGGGAACAAAGGGCAAUCCAAUUAAAAGAAACUUUUAUUAUAACUCACAAUGUGACAUCGUUUUUGGUUUUCAGCCAAAUGAGCGAGAGUGAUCUUGCAUUGUUUCCAUUGUUGUUGGAUUAUUCACAAAAAGUUGAAGCUUUAAAUGUAACAUCGUGUACUGUUGAAA